AUGUUCCCAAGACUCCAAACGACUACGUGUUUCGGUAGCGGCAUGGAAUUUGGGUGUCCCAAGUCGAAACCCGUACCUGAGUUCGACUUUGUCGUCUUCCGUGAGUUGGGUAUUUCGAUGGCGUCAUUUCAGACAAAUUGUCCAUCCCCGGCGGAUACUCGUGACCGAAGAGCUUCUCGUAACAGGAGAGACGUUUACUUCACCCCCUCAUGA
Ogataea angusta is the source of this 213-nucleotide messenger RNA. RefSeq lists its product as uncharacterized. NCBI's taxonomy places the organism in Eukaryota, Fungi, Ascomycota, Pichiomycetes, Pichiales, Pichiaceae. The coding region runs from base 1 to 213 and encodes 70 amino acids. The record is from RefSeq and is a predicted model, not a curated record. The transcript has a single exon.